Messenger RNA from Mesocestoides corti, 270 nucleotides. The record is from the annotation of a GenBank genome assembly. NCBI's taxonomy places the organism in Eukaryota, Metazoa, Platyhelminthes, Cestoda, Cyclophyllidea, Mesocestoididae.
AUGAGCUACAUGAAGGCCAAGGUCAACCAAUCAGACAUGAAGGAAGCUAUGCAGCAGGAAGCUGUCAACGCCUGUGCUCAGGCAAUGAGCGAUGGAGCGUCUCCUGUGGAAAUCGCAACAGCUGUUCGCAAGCACUUCGAUGAACGCUAUGGAGCCUCAUGGACCUGCAUUGUUGGUCGGGACUUCAGCAGUUCCUUCGCAUAUGAGAAGAAGAAGCACAUUUCUCUGGAGAUGGGAGGGCAACAAUUCCUUCUAUUCAAGAGUGCUUAA